GAAUCAUACUAUAUAAUUAUAAUAAUAAUUAUUAUCCAGUCUCCAUCUGCUACAGUCUAUUGCAGCUGCUGCAUCGCCUUGCCAGCGAGCUAAACCUGAUGUGGCGAUUGCCGACGCCUGCGAACAACAGAGGCAACUUCUGCAUUUCGCCUCCGUCCUUUCUCCCUGCAUGCGUCUCUUCGUCCAACAAGUCAACGUCGACUGGGGAAUGAUAAAUUCUUCUUCCAGUUUCAUCUUCUCCUCCUCCCCUCCCUCUCCCCUCCGCCGUCCCGUGCGCUUCCCUUCGCCUCCCCGCUGUCACUAUGGGCAUCUUCAAGCGCAAGGAUUCCAGGAACUCCAUCCACAGCGACAAGGACGAGCACGACUCCUUCGUCUCCAUGAGCAGUGCGCGAAUCUCCAGUGCGUCGCUGAGAUCCCCCGGCUUCAGAGGGAGCACAGGCCGUCCCGCUUCCAUCCCUGAACUGCCCAUCUCAAGACCGCCCGACCCGGCGCUGGACCCCGCAGCGUACCUGCGCAGCAUCCAUGCCGUUCGUGAACGGUCCGGGAUUGUCCUGGACAAGGCCAAGAAGAAUCAACUGAACCACUUCGAUGUGGACAUGUCCAAAUUCAAGGACACCGCAUCCUACGUGGUGUCCAUCAUUAAGAGAGACUAUGCCCCCGACUACGAAUCCAUCCCCCCUCAUGGGCGAUGGCAGCAUUUCGAUGUGGGCGGUCGCCCGCGCAUUGAUCAAUUGCUUCACUCCUGGCCGAGCACAAUCGACGCUCAAGAACGUACCCGACGUCUCAUCGAUCUGUUCCUCGUUUCUGUCUUGCUAGAUGCCGGCGCUGGAAACAAGUGGACCUACCGGUCCAAGGAGUCCAACAAGUACUUUUCGAGGAGCGAGGGGCUCGCCGUCGCCAGCUUGGAGAUGUUCAAGAGCGGCUAUUUCAGCAGCGAUCCGAUUGAGCCCUGCCAGGUCGAUGGUGCUGGCCUCAAAACGAUCACAGUGGAGAAGCUAGCCAGGGGGCUGCAGCAUUCCGAUGAGAACCCGCUAGAGGGUCUGGAAGGGCGCGCAGGCCUGUUGGCAAGACUUUCAGAGGCUUUGAACAACCAGGAAUUUUUCGGUGUAGAUGCCAGGCCUGGCAACAUGCUCGACUACCUCCUCUCGCACCCGGCAACGCUUGCCUCGUCCGUUCCCAUUGUCCCUAUAACCACGCUGUGGUCUGUUCUGUCGGAUGGAUUAUCCUCAAUCUGGCCGCCUUCUAGGACACAGAUUGACGGAACAUCACUUGGAGAUGCCUGGGUCUGCUCUGACUUACCCAAAUCGCCCCCGGCGCAAGAAUGGGAGAGCAUUAUCCCAUUCCACAAGCUCACCCAGUGGUUGUGCUACUCAAUAAUGGUCCCAAUGUCGAGAUUGAUGCAUAUAUACUUCUCGGGUAGUGAGCUGAUGACAGGUCUCCCCGAAUACCGGAACGGUGGCCUGCUCAUCGACAUGGGAUUGUUGACUCUCAAGGAACCCGAGAUGCAGCGCGGCAUAGAAGCAUACAAGCAAAACUCCCAAAUCAAAGGGCAACCAAGCGUGGAGGUGGUCCCGCUCUUUUCGGUUGACGAUGACGUGAUUAUCGAGUGGAGAGCCGUGACGGUUGGGUUCUUGGACGAUCUUCUCGAGGAGGUCAAUUUUCAACUGGGAUUAAAACCCGAUGAGCAACUGACUCUUGCGCAAAUGCUAGAAGCUGGUACAUGGAAGGGCGGUCGUGAGUUGGCAGCUGUUUCAAGGCCAAAUACCAAGGAACCCCCGAUUAUGAUACGCUCUGAUGGCACGGUCUUUUAAUGUUGCAUCUACUGGCAAUGUUUGAUUAGCAGAAUUCACAGGCUUCAAGCUCUUUAUACUCUAUUUCGGCUGGCGCUGGUCUUUAUGACGUGUUGACGACUAUUCGAUUUCUAUACCUCCUUUCUUCUAACAUUCCUUUCCUCAGUCAGUUUAAUUAUAUGUACUUUGCCAUGUACAACAUAUUCAUGCUGCCACUUUCUCACUGCAUCUCUCAAGAGAAGAGAAGACUGGGAUAGGGAAAAGGAAUGUUGACGGUGUUGUGUAAUAGGAUAAGAUAACCAAGGAUAAGAAAUACACCAGCCAUUAAUCUUUAUCAAAG
Messenger RNA from Monascus purpureus, 2130 nucleotides. The record is from the annotation of a GenBank genome assembly. Lineage: Eukaryota; Fungi; Ascomycota; Eurotiomycetes; Eurotiales; Aspergillaceae.